Messenger RNA from Scomber japonicus (chub mackerel), 2166 nucleotides. RefSeq names its product Fli-1 proto-oncogene, ETS transcription factor-related sequence (gene fli1rs). Lineage: Eukaryota; Metazoa; Chordata; Actinopteri; Scombriformes; Scombridae. The coding region runs from base 237 to 1619 and encodes 460 amino acids. Gene Ontology annotation, biological process: regulation of transcription by RNA polymerase II; cell differentiation. Gene Ontology annotation, cellular component: nucleus. Gene Ontology annotation, molecular function: DNA-binding transcription factor activity, RNA polymerase II-specific; sequence-specific DNA binding. The transcript is spliced from 10 exons. The record is from RefSeq and is a predicted model, not a curated record.
UGUCCAUUUAUAAGGGCUGAUAAACCCGGUUUUUUCUUAAACGAAUAAUUUUCAAUGAAGGAAUGCAGGACUUUAUUUAUGCGCACAAGGCAGGUGUCUCUGCAGAUGCCAUGGAUCAACUUCAGAGCCCUUUUCAAAGAGCAGGAGGAUCCAUUUCCAUCAGAUGACUGGAAGCGCUGUCCGUGGUGAGUGAGGAUCAGCCCAUAUUUGAGCCGCCCUACCCAACAGCCCCAGCUAUGCACAUGAAGGCGGAGAUGACAUCACCCGGCGGUUACAGCCAGGCCUCCAAGCAGAGUCCCGAACCCACUGAGCCUGAGUGGGUGGGGUCAGCGACGCAAAAUCCUGGGAAAAGAGGCGAGCACGUCAAUGGAACCAGCCGUGAGUCCCCUGUGGACUGCAGCGUCACCAAGCGCUCCAGGCACAUGAGCAACGAUGGUGCUCCAAUGCCGUACCAGGCCUCAUACCCAGAGCCUCGCGUUAGCCCCCAGACCACCACCACCCCACCCAGCAAUGCCACAGAGGAGAAGAGGGUCAUUGUGCCUGCAGAUCCUGAGGUUUGGACACAAGACCACGUGCGGCAGUGGCUGGACUGGGCAAUAAAGGAGUACGUCCUGGAGGAGGUGGACGUUAUGCUCUUUCAAGCGCUGGACGGCAAGGCCUUGUGCAAGAUGACCAAGGACGACAUGACACGUCUCACGUCCCCCUACAACGCAGACAUCCUGCUCUCGCACCUCAAUUACCUCCGGCAGAGUAGCCCUACGUUCUCUUACUCCACAACAACUCCCACCAACAACACACCACCACAACAACCCAGACUACAGGUGAAAGCAGAGAGCGGUUUUGAUGAGAUCAGCCGCAGGAACAGCUGGCCUGCAAAUACCAUGACUGCAGUGCCAAAAGGGUCCACCAUGGAGCACCAACACAGCACAAGAGUUACAGAGCCUGCUCCAAGACUUAUCCAAGACCCGUAUCAGACAUUAGGGCCCCUAAGCAGUCGACUAGCCAAUCCAGAAGGCCAAGCCCUCAGCUCAUCCAAGAACCGAACAGGCAAACACAGUCCAUACAAGCUCCCUGACCCCAGCGCUCACAGGCCUGUGGGUUCGGGGCAGAUCCAGCUGUGGCAGUUCCUGCUGGAGCUGCUUUCUGACCAAGGCAAUUCCAGCAUCAUCACCUGGGAGGGCAACAACGGUGAGUUCAAGAUGACCGACCCAGACGAGGUGGCGAAGCGUUGGGGUGAGCGCAAGAGCAAGCCCAACAUGAACUAUGACAAGCUGAGCCGUGCUCUGCGCUACUACUAUGACAAGAACAUCAUGACUAAGGUGCACGGCAAGCGCUACGCCUACAAAUUUGACUUCCAAGGCAUCUCGCAGGCGCACCAGAAUCAUGGAGCUGAUGGGGGGAUUAAGUACCAGACUGAGAUGUCAUACGUCCAGCCCUACCACAGCCACCAACCCAAAAUGAACUUCAUGGGUGGCCAUCCGGCACCUAUGCCCGUCUCCCCUGGCAACUUUUUCGCUCCUCCGACGACAUAUUGGAACUCACCCAACAGCCCCAUCUACCCUGGGUCAGCCAUGACCAGACAUCCAGGCACCCACUCCCACCUGAGUUCAUACUACUGAGGACAACGCAUUUCACACCUGAGCGGUGAAACGUGGGAAAGUAACCCAAAUGUGCAACAGUAAAAAUGCACAGUCCAUCCAGGAUACACCUGAGCUGAACCCUGCUUGAAAUGAAGGUGAUAUGACGCUAUGGUUUUUAUAAGGGCAUUAUGAUGCUGUCUUUGUCACAUUCCUUCUUAAAGAUGGACAAGAAAUGCAAGGAUCAAUCAACUCUGUGAUGAAUGGAAAGGACUGAUAUAUUACCCUUUCAAGAUUUUGUAUGAAUAUACUGAUGACUCACUAUUUACAGUGUUUCAAUUGUUAUGGAACCAAGUUUUUUUCUCUCCUAUUUGUAAGUACCUUGUGUGAUGGUAACUUGUUGUGAAGACAGAAGUCAUAGCCUUAACUGUAUGAGUAGCGUAACGGUUUUGUAACUUUUCACUUCAUAGGUCGAAUCUGCAGUUAUCAUAUUCAGUGACCUGACAUUUGUAAAAGAAAUUGUACAGAAUGUUUGUCAUGUAGCAAUAACACAUUUACUCCCGAUGUAAAGUUAAUAAAUGAUGCUUGU